Gaeumannomyces tritici R3-111a-1 is the source of this 1509-nucleotide messenger RNA. RefSeq lists its product as hypothetical. Gene Ontology annotation, biological process: lipid metabolic process. NCBI's taxonomy places the organism in Eukaryota, Fungi, Ascomycota, Sordariomycetes, Magnaporthales, Magnaporthaceae. Bases 1 to 1509 code for a protein of 502 amino acids. The record is from RefSeq and is a predicted model, not a curated record. The transcript has 3 exons.
AUGGACGGCUCAGGCAUCGCCAUCGACCCCCAUCUGCCCCGGACCGACAUCAUCGCUCUGGAGAACCUGAUUGGGGAUAUUCGGGAAGCCAGGGCCGCCGUCGCCAAUGACGACGCGCCGGGAGCCGCAGGGCCCGGCUCGGCGCUGACCGCCGACGGGGCCGGCGAAACCAUCAGCGUCGCCCGCAGCGGCAGCCCCAACGGCAGCGGCCUGGGCCUGCUCGCCGGCGACGACCUUGAGGCUGUUGCCAGCGGCCGUGCGACGCCACAUGCCGGCAACGCCGCCACCGACCGCCGCAGCUCUCCGUCGUCAAAGAAGCAACUGCCGACGAGCGACGGUGUUGUCUUGGACAAGGGUGCCCGCCACAAGUUGGCCCAGGAGGCCCUCGAGUCGCUGAGCGACCCCAAGAACCCCAACUUCGAGCCGACCGUCUUCGUCUCGGUCGACCUCAAGGACCUGAAGCUGCCCGCGUUUGUGGACCGCUACCUGCUGCGGCCUUACAUCGGCGUCGCGCAAAAGGUGGUGCGCUACAAGACGGAUGUGGUCAUGCUCACGCACCUGCUCAUCUACUUCACCACCACCAUCCCUAGCGCCCUCUGGCUGUUCUGGAGCUUCACUUGGACCCACGCCGUCCUCCACUUCCUCAUGCAGCUCUUCUACAUGCCCACCUACACCCUCAUGAUGCACCAGCACAUCCACCAGCGCGGCAUCCUGGCCAAGGGCUGGCCCGGCCUGAUCGACUACGCCUUCCCCUUCGUGCUCGACCCGCUCAUGGGCCACACGUGGAACUCGUACUACUACCACCACGUCAAGCACCACCACGUAGAGGGCAACGGGCCGGGCGACCUGUCGUCCACCAUCUACUUCCAGCGCGACAACCCCUGGCACUUUGCCCAGUACGUCGGCCGCUUCUACUUCUUCGUCUGGCUCGACCUGCCCCUGUACUUUUACCGCACGCGCAAGUACAAGCUCGCCGCAAGGUGCGCCUUCUCGGAGCUGGGCAGCUACGCCGCCAUGUACUGCCUGUGGCGCUUCGUCAACGCCCGCGCCGCCUUCAUGGUCGUCAUCCUGCCCUUCCUGCUCCUGCGUCUCGCCUUCAUGGCCGGCAACUGGGGUCAGCACGCGUUUGUGGACUGGGAGGACGCCGACUCGGAUUAUCGCUCCAGCAUCACCCUCAUUGACGUGCCUAGCAACCGCUAUUGCUUCAACGACGGGUACCACACGUCUCAUCACCUGAACCCCAUGAGGCACUGGCGCCAGCACCCGGUAUCCUUCAUCAAGGAGAAGGAGACGUACGCGCGGGAGCGGGCGCUCGUGUUCCACGGGCUUGACUUCAACAUGAUCACCAUCAAGUGCCUGCAAAAGGACUAUAUGUACUUGGCACAAAAGCUGGUGCCCAUGGGCGACCAGAUCCACAUGACGAUGGAGGAGCGAGCCGAGAUGCUCCGGCAGCACACACGCCAGUUCACCAAGGAGGACAUGGCGCGCAAGUUCCGCACCCCGUCGUGA